Messenger RNA from Lactuca virosa, 609 nucleotides. The record is from the annotation of a GenBank genome assembly. NCBI's taxonomy places the organism in Eukaryota, Viridiplantae, Streptophyta, Magnoliopsida, Asterales, Asteraceae.
AUGGGUGGGCUGCUUCUUGUGAAUUGUGUUCACUUUAUGUGUAUUGCUGCGGAUCUACAUUACGUGAAGAUUACAGGAAGUGCUCAUGGAUUGGAUGUUGUAUUUUACAUAUUUCAGCUUAUGAGGGCUGUGAUUUUUUCCAUUGUGAUCGUGUUGAUUAGUGCAGGAUGGUUUUUCUGGAAGCCGUUUUUGAAACGAGAGGAAAAACUGGUUUUGAUGAUUGUGAUCGUCGUUGAGGUUUGGGCUAAUGUAGAUCCAAUAUUGCCAUGGGAAGCUGCUGUACCUUAUAAUAAACAAAGCGGGUCAUUUGCAGAUGUAAUCUACAUAUUUGCUAUUUUCUUCCCAAUGGCGUUGUCGAUUACGUCUUUGAAUAAGAUUUGUGAGACUGAUCUGAACGCUAAUAGGAAUGUGGUGAAGUUGUGGUUAUUUUUGAUGUCGACUAUUGUAUUUGUGCUCAUUACGAAGAUUCUUCUUCUUGCACUCCCUACACGGUGGGAGAUUAAUGUGGUAAAGGAAACCACCAUUUUUAUGUUCUGCAUGUUGAUGCUUUACAUUUUCAGGCCGGUUGAUAGGAAGAGGAUCGCAAAUUGUUUUGAUAGUCCUGUCUAG